AUGCACUUCAAGCUGUCCUCCUUCCUCGCUGCCGCUGCCCUCCGCGCCACCUGCGGAUCUCAGGCCGGCCCCAUGGCCUACGGUAUUUGCCAGACCGGCUGCAACAAGGGCGUCGUCGCCUGCUACGCCGGCGCGGGCUUCACAUUCGGCUCAAUCUCCACCGCCGGCGUCGAUGUCCCCGCCGCCAUCACCACCUGCAACGCCACGCUGGGCGUCUGCUUGGCGGCCUGCGCCGCCGUCACGUUCUUUCCCUCGACGUAG
Messenger RNA from Epithele typhae, 261 nucleotides. RefSeq lists its product as uncharacterized. The transcript has 2 exons. Bases 1 to 261 code for a protein of 86 amino acids. The record is from RefSeq and is a predicted model, not a curated record. NCBI's taxonomy places the organism in Eukaryota, Fungi, Basidiomycota, Agaricomycetes, Polyporales, Epitheliaceae.